Molecule: messenger RNA, 1611 nt
Organism: Salmo salar (Atlantic salmon)
Lineage: Eukaryota; Metazoa; Chordata; Actinopteri; Salmoniformes; Salmonidae
Gene: degs2
Product: delta(4)-desaturase, sphingolipid 2
Biological process (GO): ceramide biosynthetic process; sphinganine metabolic process
Cellular component (GO): membrane
Molecular function (GO): sphingolipid delta-4 desaturase activity
Source: RefSeq, a predicted model, not a curated record
CCUUUACCUUUGAGAGGGUGUGCUUUUAAAGGAGUGUGUGUAGGUGAGGCACGCAUUGCCACUGCGCUCCCGCGGGCAUGAAGAGCAUCGAAAUGGAUAAGACAGGUGAACGGGGAGACUUUGAAUGGGUCUACAAUGAUCAGCCUCAUACUUCACGAAGAAAAGAAAUAUUAGCAAAAUACCCAGAGAUCAAGUCCCUGAUGGGGCCUGACCCCCAGUUGAAGUGGGUGGUGACAGGGAUGGUCCUCACCCAGCUUCUGGCCUGCUACAUGGUCCACGACCUCCCCUGGAAGUGGGUGUUAUUCUGGUCAUACGGCUUCGGCGGCUGCAUCAACCACUCGCUGACCCUCGCCAUUCACGAUAUCUCCCACAACGUUGCGUUCGGCAACAAGCUGGCGCGCCUCAACCGCUGGUUCGCCAUAUGGGCCAACCUCCCCAUCGGACUGCCCUACUCGGCUUCGUUCAAGAAGUACCACAUCGACCACCACCGCUACCUGGGUGGCGACGGCCUAGAUGUGGACAUCCCCACGGACGCGGAGGGCUGGUUCUUCUGCACACCCCUGCGGAAGGUCCUGUGGCUCUUCCUCCAGCCGUUGUUCUACGCACUGCGCCCUCUAGUGGUGAACCCCAAGCCAGUCUCUAGACUAGAGAUGAUGAAUGCCGCUGUUCAAUUUGCAGUGAACUUUGUGAUAUUCUACCUAUGGGGGCUGAAGCCAAUUGUUUACCUCAUAGCCGGGUCCAUUUUAUGCAUGGGUCUACAUCCCAUCUCUGGACACUUCAUAGCGGAGCACUACAUGUUCCUGAAGGGCCACGAGACAUACUCCUACUACGGCCCACUGAACUGGAUCACCUUCAACGUGGGUUACCACAUGGAGCACCAUGACUUCCCCAGUAUACCUGGCAGUAAGCUGCCUCAGGUGAAGAAGAUGGCAGCAGAGUACUACGACUCCCUACCACAGCACACUUCCUGGACCCGGGUGUUGUGGGACUUUGUCUUUGAUGACAGCAUCGGUCCCUACACCAGGAUCAAGCGGGAAUAUAAGCUGGUCAAGCAGGAGUAGGUGCCACAAAACACUUUCCCCAAUAUUCAGUGCUACUGAUUGUCAUAGUGAAACAUUGGUUUCAGAUAGUGGCGCUCCAGGGUAUGUUGAACCAAAGUGGGUUAAGUUAAGCCACCCUUGUUUCUAGGAAACCAUACAGAAAAUGUAUAAUUUGACUAAAUAUGUAGGAAGAGGUCAGUCAUCAUUUCAUGGUGUCUGUGAAUAAAGAAACCACAUGGAAAAAGUAGUAAGCAAGUGGGGUGCAAAAAAGUCAAAUGAACAUAUUGUGUUAGAGGCUCCUUUUCACCUCGUUUUAUCAUGUGAUUUACUUGACAAUAGCACACGUGGGCAGGCAAAAGACAAUGUCAAUCAUUAGGUUUACCAUACCGUGAGUGUGGACAGUGCAGAGAAUGAAACAUUGAAACUUACCUUGCAGUAAGAGGAGCUGUAUUUCAGUGAAGCACUGUUUGAUGCUCACCACACAAGUUGUUUUUAAUCAAGAAAAUAAAUAGAUAAUACUGCUAACAAUGUUUCUAACAGAAAUGUAAUUUAAUAAAACGUUAUGUUAUUA